Messenger RNA from Meira miltonrushii, 1509 nucleotides. RefSeq names its product scamp-domain-containing protein. NCBI's taxonomy places the organism in Eukaryota, Fungi, Basidiomycota, Exobasidiomycetes, Exobasidiales, Brachybasidiaceae. The record is from RefSeq and is a predicted model, not a curated record. Gene Ontology annotation, biological process: protein transport. Bases 369 to 1232 code for a protein of 287 amino acids. Gene Ontology annotation, cellular component: recycling endosome membrane; trans-Golgi network membrane. The transcript has a single exon.
CGUCGUUCCUCUUUUCGGAUUUUGCCUGCCCGCUCUCCCUUUUUUCCAUUCAACCCCUUGGAUCCGCCAGCCCAGAGAAAAAGACAGCCAAAUUGUGCCAAUCGAAUGCCGAAUGAACACGUGUGGCCGAUUGGCUUUGUUUCGGGCGUUUGCCCAGCGAGCGCGUAAAUGCACAGCCAGUCAGUCGCCUUUUUAGGGGAGAGAGGGCGAUUGGCGUCUUACAUGCAUGAGAAAAGGACUUAAAAAGUCAAAUUAAACACAUCCCAUACAAAGCAAGCCUCAUUGUAGAAAUAUGACAACAAACAAUUCAUUUUAAUUCCUUUUCUGCCCAUCAACACCCAGACAAGCAACAAACAUUUUCACACAACAUGUCUACUAACGAUCCAUUUGCAGAUCGUAAUGCGCUGGACGCUAAUCCAUUCGCUGAUCCUUCAGUAAGAAAUGCACUUUCAUCUUCUGAUCGUGCAUAUGACGAAUAUGACUCAAAACCUUAUGGCGGUCAAGAUGAUGAAUCAAUCGCUGCACCACGUUUAGACAGAGGUGAUGGAGGUGCAUCAAACAACAGAUUGGAAGAUAUACAGAGAAGAGAACGUGAAUUGGAACAACGUGAACGUGAUUUACAACAACGAGCUGAUCAUAUUCAAAAACAUGGAAGGAAUAAUUGGCCUUUCUUUUUCCCGCUCAUCUAUCAUGACAUUCAAGCAGAAAUCCCACCGGGAGAUCUGCAAGUUGCAAUGACGCACAUCUACUAUUUAUGGUUAUUGCUGGUAGCAACCCUAAUCAUCAAUUUGGUCGCUUGCGUUUUCAUCGGUGUAAAAGAAUUGAUUUCGGCUAUCGUUUAUUUGAUCUUCAUCACGCCAACAAGUUUCAUGCUAUGGUAUAGACCGGUUUAUAACGGUUUCAUGAAAGAACAUUCUUUGUUCUAUUAUAUGUAUUUCAUCUUUGCAGGUUUUCAUCUAGCUUGGUCAGUUUACGUUUUCCUUGGUAUUCCCGAAACUGGAAGUGCGGCUCUUUUAUCAACCAUCAAUUCUUUCAACGAUCAUAAAUUGGUUGCAGGAAUUUUGGGGAUCAUCGUCACAAUCGGGUUCACGUUACAGGGAUUGGGAAAUCUUUGGUACUACAAACAGAUCUGGAAGCACAACCACGAACAAGGUCAUACAUUCGCACAAGCAAGAGCAGAAUUGGCAUCUCAUGGCGCCAAAGCAUACUUUACCAGAGGAUCAAAUGUUUAAGGCUCGGAAAAAAUGGGCCUCAAUGCAGAAAAUGACAUUCUCUUAUCUGCAAAAUUACCAUGCUUACCUUCAGAAACGAAACAAUAAAAAUGUACUGCCUCACGCAAGAAGAUUCUUCUUCCUUUCCUCUACCUCAUUUGUGUUAGAUAAUGUUUUUCCCAUACCUCGAAAGAAUGUGUAUUAUUCAAUUGUGUCACUGUAGAUUCGUGUAUCCACAGGAUUUAUUUUGGAGUCAAAGAUUUGUUUACAUUUAAGUUACUGUUAAAAUGGAAACAUU